ACGGCUGGCCCCGUUCCGCGCUGGUGUGAUGCGGGCAGAAUUUAUUAUUCGCCGCCUCAAAUAAUCUCCCGAUCUCCCGAUUGUCGACUUUCCCCCCUUCCACCUCUUCUUCUUCCUCUCUAAACACGCCCCUCCUCCCUCCCUCACACCCAUCAUGGAUAUUAUCCUUGAGCUCUGGGACACCUUCAUUGGUGAUCGCCUCUACUCGACCCUUCUUCCGACCUCCCUAUCCUCUACCGUCGGUCUUCCGGCCUUCGUCAAUGUCGCCAACAGCACGUUGUCCCUCUUUGGCGCCGCGGAGCCCUUUAUCUAUGAGCCCGCCACACAAUUGAUCCAUUUGGAGCCUUCCAAAUAUGCCUAUCUCAGCGCCUGGCCUCGGAAUAACAUCUACCGCCAAUUCACAAGCUUUUUCCUCAUCACAUGGAUUUUCGGCCUUCUCGUAUACUUCAUCGUCGCAACCGCUUCCUACAUCUUCGUUUGGGACAAAACCACCUUCAACCACCCCAAGUUCCUCAAGGGCCAAAUCCCCUUAGAAAUCAAGCAGGCCAUGUCUGCUAUGCCUCCAAUGGCCCUUCUGACCGCACCCUUCUUCGUCCUCGAGGUCCGCGGCUACGCCAAGCUCUACGAUACCGUCGCCGAGGAGCCCUUCCCCUACUAUAGCAUCCUCCAAUUCCCCAUCUUCAUCUUCUUCACCGACUUCUUCAUCUACUGGAUUCACCGAGGGCUGCACCACCCGCGCGUCUACCGUGCUCUUCACAAGCCGCACCACAAGUGGAUUAUGCCCUCUCCUUUCGCUUCCCACGCCUUCCACCCUCUCGACGGCUGGUCCCAGAGCGUGCCCUACCACGUCUUCCCCUUCCUCUUCCCGCUGCAGAAGGUCGCCUACGUCUUCCUCUUCGGUUUCAUCAACCUGUGGACUGUCUUCAUCCAUGAUGGCGAGUACGUCGCGAACAGCCCUAUCGUCAACGGUGCCGCUUGCCACACCAUGCACCAUCUCUACUUCAACUACAACUACGGCCAGUUCACUACCCUGUGGGACCGUCUGGGUGGUAGCUACCGCAAGCCUAAUGAGGAGCUGUUCCGUCGCGAGACCAAGAUGAGUGAUAAGGAGUGGGAGCGUCAGUCCAAGGAGAUGGAGACUAUCCUCAAGGAUGUCGAGGGUGAUGAUGACCGCACCUACUCUGCUUCCACCAAGACGAAGAAGAACCUAUGAGACGGAAGGUUUCAUUUUUGAAGCCUUUUUUUCGACCUUUGUUUUUAUAUUCCGGGUGUGGAGUGACGCGGGUAUGCACGGUCGAGUCAGAUUGGUCUUUCAUUCUCGAGGACUUUACUUGAAGCUCAACUUUUGGCUGCUACGGUAAUCCAUACCCAUCCACCCUCCCACAAUUCACCAUUCACCCUUCUUCCUUUUUACGUACAUUACCAUUAAUCCCCGCGCUAUGCACAUCCCAUACUCUGUUUUAAUAUUUUCCAAAAAAGGGCCUGGCCGGGUGGUCUGCGGGUCUACCGCAUUAUCUGUACAUACUUCUUUUGACCAUGGCGACCAGAAUGCAUUGUUACGAUUGAAAGUUUAUUAUUAUCUUUUAUCUCUUAUUUCCUAUCUGCAUUACAUGUAAUUUUCUUCUAUAUUCUGUAUUUAAGUCAAUUUCGACG
Penicillium subrubescens is the source of this 1653-nucleotide messenger RNA. RefSeq names its product sterol desaturase family protein. Gene Ontology annotation, biological process: lipid biosynthetic process. The coding region runs from base 155 to 1213 and encodes 352 amino acids. The record is from RefSeq and is a predicted model, not a curated record. NCBI's taxonomy places the organism in Eukaryota, Fungi, Ascomycota, Eurotiomycetes, Eurotiales, Aspergillaceae. The transcript has 2 exons. Gene Ontology annotation, molecular function: oxidoreductase activity; iron ion binding.